AAGACAGACACAGACACAGACACAGACACAGGGAGACUUCAAAAUGACGUCGUAUUUGCUGAAAUCUCUCACAAAAAACCCACUUUCACCUUCUUCUCCGACUCUCAAAUCAUUGCUUGUCAGCUCUCUUCGAUCCUACGCAAAGGCUUCACAGAAAGAAAGAGUGAUAGUUCCGGAACCAGAACCAGAGCCAGAGCGCUUAGAUGACGUCGUUCCAACCUCCGGAAUCAGCAGACCCCUCUCUGAAAUCCUCAAAGAACUCAGCAAAAAAGUCCCCGAUACCCUCGUCAAAGUCCGUACGGAAGAUGGGUUUUCCAUCAAAUACAUUCCCUGGCACAUUGUAAAUAGGAUUAUGAAUUUACAUGCUCCCGAAUGGUCUGGGGAGGUUCGAAGCAUCACCUAUUCUGCAGAUGGAAAAUCUGUAUCUGUUGUUUACCGUGUAACACUAUAUGGGACUGAUGCAGAGAUGUACAGAGAGUCAACAGGAACUGCUUUAGUAGAGGACACAGGCUAUGGAGAUCCUGUACAGAAGGCGGAAGCAAUGGCUUUCAGGCGUGCUUGUGCACGCUUUGGUCUUGGCCUCCAUCUUUAUCAUGAGGACAUGCUAUAGAACACGUUCAUGCUCCUCAAAUUCAGCUUGCUCGCUUUUGACAUUGGGAAAUCCUGCUGUGACCGUGAUCUCAUUUGGUUGAUGGAGGGGAUCAUGCUAACCGGAAGCUUGAGUUUUGCCAUUGUUGCAUAUGAAACUGCAAUUGAAGUGCCUCUUCACGUGUUAAGCCAGAAGAUUUACAGCUUUCUUUUUUGUUCAGAAUGUUUCCCUUGUCGCUUAUUAUCCAAUAUGAAUGCUAAACACGCUGUCUUGUUAGUGUUCCUGAUGGUAAUCCUGUAUUUAGGGUGCAACCGCAGCAUGUUUAACUUGUGAUUGUGGUGGUUUGCUAAUACAGGCUGCAGGCAAAAUGCCUAUUGCUUUCUGCA
Molecule: messenger RNA, 975 nt
Organism: Vitis vinifera (wine grape)
Lineage: Eukaryota; Viridiplantae; Streptophyta; Magnoliopsida; Vitales; Vitaceae
Product: DNA repair RAD52-like protein 1, mitochondrial
Exons: 4
Coding region: 44-610 (188 amino acids)
Biological process (GO): double-strand break repair via homologous recombination
Molecular function (GO): DNA binding
Source: RefSeq, a predicted model, not a curated record